Messenger RNA from Lobosporangium transversale, 1553 nucleotides. RefSeq lists its product as hypothetical. Gene Ontology annotation, biological process: carbohydrate metabolic process. The transcript has 3 exons. Gene Ontology annotation, molecular function: chitin deacetylase activity. Gene Ontology annotation, cellular component: membrane. Bases 247 to 1398 code for a protein of 383 amino acids. NCBI's taxonomy places the organism in Eukaryota, Fungi, Mortierellomycota, Mortierellomycetes, Mortierellales, Mortierellaceae. The record is from RefSeq and is a predicted model, not a curated record.
CAACGGUCAUUCCUUUGCACCUUUGAUUCGUAUAUAAAAAGUGGCCCCUUCAUCUUCAUCUUCUUUAUCUUUAUAUCUUCUUUCAUCUCUUUACUAGACAUUCCUCUUAAAAAUAUCUUUUUUUCAUUCACUUCUUCCUCCUCUUUCCCACACUCUUCAGUCCUACCCAUCCCUGAACUUUUUUAUUUUUUAUUUUUUAUUUUUUUUUUCUUUCAUAUCAUAUAUCAUAUCAUAUCAUCAGCAAUUAUGGUCAAGAUCAGCUUCACAGUUGCAGCUGCAAUCCUCUCCCUUUCCUCUUCCCUCUCCCUUGUCUCUGCUCAUUCCCAUGGUCAUACUCAUCUAGACAAGAGAGCUGGCCCUACUUGCCCUCAACAAUACACCCCUGUUGAAAAGGGAAAAUACCCAACCAUUGAUUGCGUUCCCUUCACACAGGAUCCACAAGUCCAGGAGUGGUUAAAGCUGGUCGAUCUCUCAAAGGCCCCUGUCUUCCCUCCCUCUAAUGAAGGUGUUUGUCCUAACCCCACCUCCAGUCUUCCAAAGGAACAAUGUUGGUGGACUUGUCAAAAGUGUGAAGCCUCCGACGACAUCACCACAUGCCCUACUCCAGGUACCUGGGGCUUGACCUACGAUGACGGUCCUUCGCCUGAUUCACCUCGUCUUUACGAUAACCUCCUUGCUCACAACCAGAAAGCCACACUGUUCAUCGUCGGUUCUCGUGCUAUCAGCUACCCCGCCACUUUGAAGCGUGCUUAUGAUGAGGGACACCACAUUGCCAUCCACACCUGGUCUCACCACUCCAUGACCAGCCUGACCAAUGAGCAGAUCGUUGCUGAACUCAAGUGGACGGAGAAGGCAAUCUUUGAUGUCAUCGGUGUCACUCCUCUUUACUGGCGUCCUCCCUUCGGCGAUAUUGAUGCUCGUGUUCGCAAUAUUGCUACUCAGCUUGGACUGAAGACCUCUAUCUGGACACAGGGAUUUGAUACAAACGACUGGAACAUCCCUGGUGGCACUGCUACACCUCAAUCCGUUGUCGAUACCUUCAAAACUUGGCUCACCAAGAUCCCAUCUCUCAGUACUGGGUUCAUUGUUUUGCAACACGAUCUAUUCGCUCAAGAGGUGGACGUUGCCCUGAACGGUGUGUUGCCUGUUGCUUAUGAGACCAAGAGCCUUGUGAUGCAACCAAUUGCUCAGUGUUUGAAUGAUGGCAAGCCCUAUAGGGAAGGCGCAGGCACUUUCAAAUUGAGUGGAAGCAGUGGCAAUGAAACUUCUGCAAACAAUAGGAAUAGCCACCCUAACAAUGCGAAUGGGCUCAUCAUCAACCCUGCAGCCCUUCCAAAGACCCAGGCUGUAUUGGUCGCAGGAUCAGUAAUCUUACUGUCAAGCCUGUUCACCAUCUAAAACUAUAUAAAAUAUAUACAACAAAGACUUAGAAAUCAUCCAUAAUCCUAUAACCCUAUAUAGAUUCAUUUAUAUUAUAUAUAUAUACAAUGGUUGUCACUCCUCUUCCCUUCAAAUGAAUAUAAUACCUCUCUUGCAAUAAAAAAAAAGGCAUA